AUGGUAGCAGAGACCAAACUCUACGAUGCCCUCUCCGUCUCCCCUACUGCCACCCAAGACGAAAUCAAGAAAGCGUACAGGAAAGCAGCCUUGAAGUGGCAUCCUGACAAGAACAAAGACAGCCCCAAUGCUUCUGAAAAGUUCAAAGAGGUAUCCCAGGCAUACGAGGUACUCUCCGACCCGGAAAAGAGGAAGGUCUAUGAUCAAUAUGGUCUAGAAUUCCUUUUGAGAGGAGGCCAGGCACCGCCGCCCGGUGCUGAAGGUGGCAUGCCUGGAGGAGGAUUCCCCGGGGGUAUGCCAGGCGGUUUCAGCUUCGGCGGAAUGCCAGGCGGCGCCGGCGGUGGUGGAGGAGCCAGGACCUUCCACUUCACCACCAAUGGAGGCGGUUCCGGCUUCAGCUUCUCCGAUCCCAAUGACAUAUUUUCCAAUUUUAGCCGCAGCGGUGGGUUAGGCGGAGAGGACGACGAUAUCUUCAACCUUUUAGGCGGUGCCUUUGGUGGCGGUGGACGAGCAAGCGGCGGGAGCAGAAGAAGUACGGGUGGCUUUGCUCAGAGACCACAACCGCGACCGCAAACCCCAGAAGUCUCCGUGGUCGAACGGCAGUUGCCUGUCAGUCUAGAGGACCUGUACAAGGGAACCCACAAGAAGAUGAAGAUCAAGAGAAAGACCUUCAAUUCCCAGGGACAACGAACAACAGAAGACAAGAUCUUGGAGAUGGACAUCAAGCCCGGUUUGAAAGCCGGCUCCAAGAUCAAGUUUUCGGGCGUAGGUGACCAGGAGGAAGGCGGUAGUCAAGACUUGCAUUUCAUUGUCGCCGAAAAACCUCACGCCACAUUGGUCCGUGAUGGCGAUAACCUGAAGACGAUGGUUGAAUUGGACCUGAAGGAGGCCUUGACGGGGUGGCAAAGGACGGUGACCACAAUCGACGGGAAACAACUGAAAGUUUCAGGUGCAGGACCGACGCAGCCUGGAUAUGAAGAGAGAUUCCCGGGCCUUGGAAUGCCCAACAGCAAAAAGCCGAGCGAGAGAGGCGAUUUUAUUGUGGAGGUGAAGGUCAAAUUCCCCAAGUCGUUAACACCAGCACAAAAGGCCAAGAUCAAGGAGGCUCUUUCAUGA
This is a messenger RNA of Capronia epimyces CBS 606.96, 1116 nucleotides long. RefSeq names its product DnaJ like subfamily B member 4. The transcript has a single exon. The coding region runs from base 1 to 1116 and encodes 371 amino acids. NCBI's taxonomy places the organism in Eukaryota, Fungi, Ascomycota, Eurotiomycetes, Chaetothyriales, Herpotrichiellaceae. The record is from RefSeq and is a predicted model, not a curated record. Gene Ontology annotation, molecular function: protein-folding chaperone binding. Gene Ontology annotation, cellular component: cytosol. Gene Ontology annotation, biological process: translational initiation.